CUUCCGGCUGUCUACGGUGCCGUUCUUUUUCGGUUUCAGUGGAAGCAUGACAGGUUUUAGUGAAAAAGCCAUCCUCAUCGAUGGCAGGGGCCAUUUAUUAGGUCGAUUAGCUGCAAUUGUUGCAAAGACAUUGUUACAUGGAAAUAAAAUCACAGUUGUAAGAUGUGAACAGUUGAAUAUUUCCGGAAAUUUUUACAAGAAUAAGCUAAAGUUUCUGUCAUUCCUCCGCAAGAGAUGUAAUGUAAAUCCUGCCCGUGGACCCUUCCAUUUUAGGGCUCCUUCCAGAAUUUUUUGGAAGACAGUCAGAGGAAUGUUGCCACACAAAUCAGAAAGAGGAAAACAAGCUCUCCGUAGGCUAAAGGCAUAUGAAGGAAUUCCUCCUCCAUAUGACCGCAGGAAGCGUGUUGUUGUUCCAGGUGCCCUUAGAGUAAUUUGCCUGAAACCAGGACGUAAAUUCUGCCAUGUAGGCCGUCUUUCACAUGAAGUUGGAUGGAAAUACCAAUCCGUCGUUCGUACGUUGGAGAACAAACGUAAAGUUAAGGCUGUUUUGGCUAUUCGUAAACGUGAUAAGCUUAAGAAACUUACCAAACAAGCAUCUGAAAAGGUUGCCAAGCAGACAAAACCUUUCACUUCUCUUAUUAAUUCGUAUGGUUAUAAUUAAAAGUUUUUUAAUUAAAUGACUUAAUAUU
This is a messenger RNA of Psylliodes chrysocephalus, 689 nucleotides long. Lineage: Eukaryota; Metazoa; Arthropoda; Insecta; Coleoptera; Chrysomelidae. The record is from the annotation of a GenBank genome assembly.